AGGCUUUCCCACUCGGAUGUUUCGAGGCAGAGGCGACCGGAAAAGGGAGACGAAACAGCUUCGGGGGAGGGGCCGGAAGUGGCGCCAGCGAGGGCGGAGGGGCUGGCGGCGCCGGGCCUGAGGGAAGGAGGGAAAAAGGGGUGAGGCGCAGUUGGUGGGCCCAUGGCCUGGCUCGGCCCCGGAGACCGCCGCGGGAAGAAAAAGAAUGAAUACGUGCUGCUGGUGUACCCCUGGUGGUCUCAAGGCCAUCCAGUUGCUGGAAAGUUAUGCUUCUAAGGUGCUGCCCCCUGGUGAACUUGCUGCAGCCAACGAUGACCUCUGCUACUGUCUCGAGUGCGUGGAUGAGUACCACAAAGCAAGGGAUAAGUCACCAUCCCUGCAAACGGUCCUGUGGCAGUUGGAAAUGACCCGCCUUAUUAAACACUUAGAGAAAACCUUGAACAAGAGAAAAGAAACUCCUGAUUUAUUUAUUGUCGAAGGAGACAAGGAAACACCAUGUUGCGGUUAUACCGAUUCCGACUUGGAGAGAGACCUCAGCAUCCCUUUGCUUGAAAUACUGAAAUACCCAUAUCUGCUGUUUAAUGAGCGUCUCAAUGACUUGUUUGUUGAGGCGCUUUUUGAGGUAGAGAAAAUCAACUACAGCUAUGAGGUUACUGGCAAACAUCCAGGGAUUUACCUGCUUGUGGUUCACCCUAAUGAACAAAUCCGUCGGUGGGCCAUCCAAACAGCCACAAAUCUGGGGGAUGUGGACAGGGAUGACUACUACGACAUACAGGAAGUGUUUACGUGCUUGUUCAAAAUGAUUGAGUUGUUUGAAAAACCUGAUGGUUGUAACUCUGCCGAGUCAGAGGAGGGAAGACUCAACCGGUUGCCCCCCCAUCUCUAUGAUACUAACGACUACAAAAGCUACUGGCUAGGCAUUUGCAUGUUGUUAUCGGUACUGGAAGAACAAGCUAUGGAUUCAUUGUUACUUGGCCCAGGAAGACAGAACAAUUUCAUGCAAUCGAUACUGGACACAAUGGGGAAAACCAGAGAUGAUGAGAAGCAGGAUCCCUUCUGGCCAGCGCUGCAGUGUUUCCUGGUGAUCUUGAAUCGGCUUGGGUCCAAAGUGUGGGGCCAGCUGUCUGACCCAAGAGAUGCAUUUGAAACUAUUAUCAGCAGUCGAAGUUACAAGAAUAAGAUCGAGCGCAUUCGCCAAAGUUGCAGGAGGACUAAAACUGAGCCUUUCUCUGACUAUGGAGAUGAGAUGAUGACUUCCAGCCAGAUGGUUUAUAACUACCACACAGAAAAGCCCCAAAAGGACGUUGGGUGGAAGGCGGCCGUUUGGCCCGAUUACUUCCGCAACUUGCAUGAGGAUAUGCAGGGUUUGGCCGGCAUGCUUCAGUCCAACGCUGACCAAGAGGAGCACUGGCACAGCAACACGUUUCUGUGGUUCGUCCCUUUUGUUCAUUCCCUCAUGGACUUGAGCCAUGGGAUCCCCUACAUCAUGAGGGUCAUCAGCCACCUGUGUCUCGAAAUCAACAAGGUCUUCUGCGAAGGCACCCAAUAUUGCGACAAGGCAUCCGAGAGCUUCAUCCUGAUCCUGGUGGCGGUGGUUCAGCUCCAUUUGGCGAAAGGGUGCCUCCACUUGCUGUGGAUCAGCUCACUGUUCUGGGUGGAGGCCAUGGUGAAAUGCGCUAAACUUCCCAGCAUGGCGUUUGCUCCCGGCAGUGAGGGCGCUCUCCGAAACCUCCCGAGGACCUCGGGCUCAGUCUCAUCGCAGGGACCUUGCUCCGUGCAGCUCAUCUGCAUGAGGCUGAUACGGAGCCUCUUGAAGGAAGCCUACCAGCAAGGGCAGAUAGGCAGCUGCAAGGUCUUCCUUGACAGGCUCAAUUUACUCCUGCGCAACAAUGACGUCUCUCAGGGUUGGCAUCUGAGCUCUGAGGACACCAACGAAUUGCAAGCAUGCCUACAGAAGUUCAUCCAAAGCAUUGACGAGAAAAAGUUAGCGGCUGCCUCCCACGGGGAGAAUGCCACCGCAUGUAUUUCCACACCUGUUUUUUCAGUAAAGCAAGAAAAAGAAACGGGGGAUGACAGGCGUCCAGUGAAUACAUCCAGCGAGCAGGCUGCUUAUGUGUCAUUAAGGAGGGACGAAGCAUGCCAAGAAGGGACAUCCCUCAGGAGAGUCUCCGGCUUGGGGGAGGAGCACAAGGAAGUCUCUUGUAGAGACCAAAGCCUGCAUAAGACCUCAGAAUCGUCUGUGUCCAAAAUAAAGCAGGAGCCCAAAGAGAAAUCAGUACUGGAAGGCAAUAAUUUGGCCUGCCUCAAGUUAGCAGAUGAGCACAAAAACACCCAGAACAAAGAACACUGUCCCACAGACCCAGGAAAUAAGAGGCAGGGUGAUUCCUCAUACAACAGUUACUUUGAGCAAAGCUUCCAGAACCUAGAAAACAAUGAUAGAAAUGGAAAUGAGGUCAGGUCUAGAACUUCCAAAUGUUUGCCGGUUCCUGACAAGGAUGCCGAUAGUAGGAACAGCACCAGCAAUUCGGCAGCGAAGAUGAAUCUGGCUAACUUAAAAAACGUCAAAGUCGUGUUGGAGAGACCCAGCUUAACCACCAAGUUAGCACAGUUUCUUAAAAAUAAUAAGAGAGGAACUACCACACCUGAAACAGUGGCAGAAAAGCAGCCGUGUCUCAAAGACAGGAGCAGAGGUCAAGAAGAGGAGACAAGUGAAAUAAGUGGCACUAGUUAUAGCGUCCCAAACGUGCACAAACAGAAGCUGAGCUCAGCCAGUGCUUCUGAAGACAAGCCACUCUGCCUCCCAAAGAAAUGCGUAGACAGGCUGGCAGAGUUGAGAGGUGCCCCGAAAGCAGAGCGUGAUUUGGAAGACAGUAGCAGUGAUGACGAACACAUUCCAUAUUCAGAGAUCAGGAAAGAGUUGGUGAAAAGCAGAUCGGCUGCUGCAACCACCCCGCUGACAGAUUCGCAGAUUGACCGAGACCUCAGUAGACUCUCCCUAGCUGCAUAUGCCAAAGGAAUCAACUUUCCUGUUGAUUCGAGCCCAGAAAGCAUUGUUCACGAGCAGAGCAGCAUUCAGAGGAAAGUCGGAGGUGCUGUGAGAUCAUGUUCUGGCAGGGAGAGCAGCCAGUCAUCAUCAGAUGCUAAUGAACCCGGCAAUCAAAUCAUUGUGAUUUCUGAUUCUUCUUCGGAUGAGGAUAAAAACAAAACGCCUAUGGCAACAGAGCAAGAGAGAGAGAGAAGAGGCGCAAGUCUCCAAAAGCAGUCUGACUGUGCAUUUGAAAGUGCCAGAGGCCGAGAGUCACCCACUGCCUCCUGUUCCCCUCUGCCAGCUGAAGAAUGCGAAUCACAGUAUUUUGAAUUUGAAACAGAGGAAGAGAUCUACUCAGUCUGGCAAGACAGCCAGGGGGACGAGAAGAUGGCAGACCCUUCAGAGGAGCAAGGCCUUCUGAUAAAGCCCAAAAGCAGCCAUGCGCAAUGUGACUCGGAAACUAAAAGACAAAUGAACGACCGAGAUUACGAUACCGACUAUCUUGGGGAAGAUGUUAUUGAAAAAGCAGCUGAGGCUUUUGAGCGACAGGUAAACUCAAAGGGGAAAGAUAGAAAAGCUGAAACGCCUGAUGAUGAUGAAGCAGCUGUCGGCCAAGGGAACACGAAGCGUUUCACAGAGAUAUGUGCUGAUGAUGGAGGAUGUCCCAGGCCUGAAAAUCCACGUUUGCUCAGCCCAUCCACAUCAGCUGGUCCUUCAGGAUCAAAAUCUGCCAAUGGAAAAUCAAAUAAAAGGCCAGCAAAAUCAAAUAAAAGUCCAGCAAAAUCCCAGCUGCUCAAGAUGGCCCAUAAGAGAGCUGAGAAAGGAAAUCUCAAGCUAAUUGCUCUCAACAAAAAAUCACCACAGACCAAAUCUUUCAAGGCUGCCCCUGCUGUGGUCCUACCAAAGAAGAUUCACUGGUAUCCUCAGCCAACAUCAACUGUGGAAAAACUUGGCCUGAAAAAGGCCCCUCGCAAGGCAGCUGAGCUCUCUCAACGUUCGCUAGACUGUCUUGCUGAAUUGCGCAGCUACGGCAAAGCCGCUGGCGAGUUGGGUGUUCCGCAACAAAGAAAGUUGAAAUUGAUUCCAGCACGGAGCCUGGUUGAUAAAAACAGGAAAAUGUUGGCUUGCCAAGAUCUGCAGUUCUACAUGCAGUCGAAACCCAAACUAAAAGAGAGAGGUCGACGUAAUCAUGGGAAAAAUCCUGAGACUAAACCCCUCAAAACAGCCAAAAAGGCAGAUCUUAAGCAGAGAGCCCCACAAGUUGCAAGCAGGGCUGCUAGUGAAGUUCAGAAAGAAAGAGCUGAGCGCUCCAGUAGCGCCUCCAAGAGUGAAAGGAAACAGCUGUGCCAGCAUUCACUGAAGAGGGAGGAAGUCCAGGCGACAUCUGUCCUUCCAGCAAACAAGGAGUUUUCAUUGGUCGGUCAGUCUGCCACUUUUGAUAUGGAAGUUGAAGAAGACACAGCAACUGUCGCACCUUCUCUAGGCAAUUUAGGUUCCACUGUAACUGGAGGUACUAAAACGGACUCCACGGCCUCUUCAUUUUUCUUCUCUAGCUCUUGUGAUAAAGCGGUUUCGAAAGAGACAGAAUCUAAAUUAAGCAGGGAUGACGAGGAGGAUAAUGACCUGUUUUUAACACAGAGAGACCCAGAGGAUAUGGAGAUAUGUUCACAAUUGGAAAAUGGUAUAAUUGUGGCAGAAAAUGUUCCUGAACGCCCCUUGCAAGGCCACUCCUUCAGUAUUGACACGUGCAAGCACACCGGGUGUGCCGAAAAGGUUAACAAAGCAGGAGCGCACUGCGCGAACCAUUCUGCUCUCGUUCCCGCGGAGCAUGUCUUUGCCAAGCCUCUUCCCCCUAAACCGUCAACAGCAAAAAUUUUCAGCUCCACUUCAAGGAGUGCCAGCCUCACCAAGGAUCUGGAGAACAUUCACAAGCCCCCCCCGGCUGUGAAGAGCAAACCCACCUUGAAGAUGGACGGGAUCAAGCGCCUGUCGUUCGUGAAUGUUCUCGGGCCUCGGAAUUCAAACAGCGACCCCCUGAGGCAGAACACGCGCAGUAACCACACUGCCGAAAUUGGCAAAGCUCGGCCGACCCCUGGAAUUCACGCUGAGCAAAAGAUGCACCAUCGCUUCCCACAAGUCAACCAUGUGAACGCCCAGAGGAGAGACCACAGCAUUUUCAACAGAGAGGUCCUAAAGUGGAACUAUGACAUGUUUGCCAGAUUCAGCCAGUUUGGGGCGCCUGAAAGCCUUCUGCAGUCGAUUGUGGCCCCUGUUCCAACGAGAUUGAAGGGUUACAACGACUACUUUGAUACAUUCUUCCCCUUAAUGAUGCUUAAUGCCUUUGAAACGGUGGCACAAGAGUGGCUCGAGAGAAAAGAGCAGAAGGAAUUUCUUCUGAAACUACUGAACCUCAGUGCAGACUCGAACGGAGCAGACUUUACAGCUGAAAUUCAGGAAAUCGACCUGGAGAAUCAGAUGCAUCCCAAGGAAAGCGACUUGGUCUUCUUAACGGUGUCCAAAAGACAAAACCCUUACAGCGAAGAAAGUGGGAUGGAAGUAAUACGUCACGUCGGCCUAGUGACACAUUUUUCCCAGACUUCAGUCCGCGAAGCUAAGAAGAAAGACCAACGGGUCGUCUGCCGCUUGUCUAUCCAGACGCAAGGCAGUUUAGCCUUCAUCAAUAAGGAAGUCAGAUGCACAGUGGUGAGCUCUCUCGUGACGACGCAACGGAGGUUCAAAGCACUGCUUCUGUUGAGCCGAAGCCCUCUGGCCUCGCCCAUCUACAGCGCAUCUUAUGCCAGCUUCUGCCCAAAGAACUUAAACAUGGACUCCGCGAAUGCUGUUCCUGACAUUGCGGAAUACAAUGAAGAUCAAAAGAAGGCCAUUGAGACUGCUUAUACCAUGGUGAUGGACGCUCCCAUGCUUCCCAACAUUUGCCUGAUCCACGGGCCACCUGGAACAGGGAAGUCGAAAACUAUCAUUGGACUCCUGUCCCGCAUCCUGGCUCGGAGACCCGGAACAGAGAAUCCUGCACACAGCUUGAAUGCCAAGAUCAAGCGGAACCGCGUGCUGGUCUGUGCCCCGUCCAAUGCUGCUCUUGACGAUUUAAUGAAAAAAAUAAUUCUUUUCUUCAAAGGAAAAUGUGAAAACAAAGGAAAUCCUUUAGGGAACUGCGGUGAUAUCAACUUGGUGAGGCUGGGGCCAGAAAAGUCCAUCAGCAAGGGAGUCCGAAAGUUCAGUCUGAACGACCAGAUUGAGCACUGGAAGAACAGAGGGAAGCUUGGCCACGACCAGGAUCUCCACAAGAGGAAAGAAGAACUGGACCAACAGCUGGAUAUGUUAUCUCGCCAGCGUGCAAUGAAGACGCAGGAAAAGAAACAGCAACUAGAUGAGGAGAUCUUCAAACUUUCAAAGGAGAGGGAGCGACUUGCUCAUCAACUGAAGGAGGUCCGGGGACGGUCUCAGGAGCUGAAAACGAACAUAAUUCUGGAGUCUCACAUCAUCUGCUGUACACUCAGCACAAGCGGCGGGGUGCUGCUGGAAUCUGCGUUCCGAAGGCAGACCUACAAUCCGCUCAGUUGCAUCAUUGUGGAUGAGGCAGGGCAGGCUUGCGAGGUUGAAACUCUCAUUCCGCUCAUUCACGGCUGCCGAAAGCUUGUCCUGGUCGGCGAUCCCAUGCAGCUCCCUCCGACCGUGAUCUCUGUGAGAGCUCAGGAGUACGGUUAUGACCAGUCUCUGAUGGGCCGCCUGUGCAGGCACCUGGAGGAGCAAGUGCAGCAGAACGCGAUCGAGGAACUCCCGGUCCUGCAGCUGACCACGCAGUACCGCAUGCACCCAGACAUCUGCCUCUUCCCCUCCAAUUACAUCUACGGCCGAACCCUGAAAACCGACAGGCAAACAGAAGAGACCCGCUGCUCUUCGAAGUGGCCUUUCCAGUCGUAUCUGUUGUUUGAUGUGCGAGACGGCCAGGAGCAGCGGGAGAGUGACUCCUUUGCAAAUCCCCAGGAAGUCAAGCUAGUGAUUGAAUUAAUGAAGCUGAUAAAGCAAAAAAACAAGCAAAUUGGCUUUCACCACAUCGGAAUCAUCACCCCGUACAAUGCGCAGAAAAGAAGGAUCCUGAAAGAGCUGGAUGAAACCUUUGGAGAGGACCGAGCCGGCAUCGUGGACACCGUGGAUGGGUUCCAGGGCCGUGAGAAGGACUGCAUCAUCGUGACCUGCGUCCGAGCAAACAGCACCCAAGGAUCCAUUGGGUUUUUAAAGAGUCUUCAGCGCCUGAACGUCACGAUUACACGAGCCAAGUACAGCCUCUUCAUCCUCGGACAACUGAAAACGCUCAUGGAGAACAAAGACUGGAAUGAGUUGAUUCAGGAUGCUCAGAGACGAGGCACGAUCAUCAAGACCAGCCGGGAGAGCUAUAGGAAAGAUGCCGCGAAAAUUAUGAAGCUUAAACCAGUGCCCCAGAGAUCCCGCUCUUUGCCCAGUGUUGCUGUGCCAGGGAGAACUCAGCAAGGACCAGCAGGCCCAGUUGGCUGCAAGCCAAAAGAGGACUCCGGCCAAAAACACAGUGAUUCCCGGCAACUCUCGGUCAGCGCCAGCACCUUGGUAGAAGCGAGCCAUCGGUUCCCGUGUCUCCCUGGGUCUCACGUCACCCUGCCUCACCCAGUGACAUCUGUCCAGGAGAGGCCACAAGACCCACGGCUGGCAAGGACACAGAGGGCCCCUGCACAGCAGGCCUGCGUGGCAAAUGGGAAUUCUGCCCCAAGUGGUUCGGGGGAUGCAUUGCCGCAGGGCCUCGACUCUGCUCCCAGGCAGAGAAAUUGCAGCAGUAACACACAGGCCAAGGCAGAAAUGUCUGGGAAACCCGACACUGCCAGAGAGGCAAAGAGACUGGACACAGGAGAGCCACAUCACCAGCCAGAGUGGAAGAAUGGCCAGGAUUCUGCCUCCAGGAGCAGGAAAGCAUCUACAGAAGGCCUGGAGAGCGGAAACCCAGUGGCUGCCAAGAGACGACGGAUCACCGACUAGUCCCCCAGCCUCUCCUCUGCAAGUUCCCUUGUGAGAACUAUGGUUGCGGGAGGGUGGAGGCACCGUUCCUGGCUCUUUGCGCAGCCCACGAGCUCUGCUCCGAUCCGUAAGAUAAUGCCCUUUAGCUAGGAUUUAUGCAGGAAAGAUAGGCCAGUGCUCUUGAUACAAACGGUAGCCAUGGGUUUGCAAAGCCCACACUGUAAAUGUUUGAAGCGAUGUAUAUUUGUAUAGCAUACAGAAAUGGUUUGGGGGCUGGAAUGGAUUGGGUGGUGGCCACGGCUGAAGCUCUUGUCUAUGGGGACCGGUGGAAGGCCCAGCCCAUCCAUGGCCCCUGAAAAGCCUGAACAAAGUAAAAGUUUUGGCCACCAUGCUGCCCGUUUCGGCCCUAAGAGCUCGCCUCUUGAGUGUGGGGCUCAUUUGCCUGCCUUUGGAUCCUUUUUGAUAUGAACAGAUUCCCCAGAAUAUAUUGACACUGUAUUUAAAUUUGGAAAGGACCCACCCAGGCCAUGCUCAGUAAGUUUUUUGCAGCAGGGAACUUUCACAGAAGUGCCUCUUUUGUUGUUGCUGAAAUCUAAUGUGUGGGUACCUGGUGGCAAACUCCACAUGUGACAAAGAAUGUUGAGCAGAAAAUACGUUCUGCUGGCUCAGCUGCACUUUACAGGUCUUUUUCAUUGUGUGUGGGGUGGUUAUUUUUUGUUCUUCUAUUUUUGUAAAUAUUAUCUGCAAAUUGCUAAGCGAUGGGCCUUCGUUCUGAGCAUGGCCGUGUGGUUUCUCGCUGUUGCAAACAACGGAGUGUGUGGCCAGAUUCCCACCCAACCCACAACGAAGGGGACUGACGUGCCACUCCUGGUGCCCCGUGCUCCAGAUCCUCUGCCACUUGGUGCUCCUUACUGGGCGCUUUGAGGGCCAGCCUGAGAUUGCAGUUCCACCCCCCCACCCCGCCCCUUGAAGCCCCACUUCAGGCAUGACUUCCAGUAAUUGGACAGGAUUUUAAAUGAUUAAUUCCAAAUAAUACUUGCAGAACACGUGGAGACAAAAAAGCCAAGUCAUUAACAUGUUGGAGAGCUGUCGCUUUUGCCGUGUAAUAACCUCUUGUGUAAAUAAACUGCAAUAACUUUUUUUUAGAAGACACGAGCGAAUGAAAUGCAUAAAUACAACUGACGCCUCCUUUUCA
Molecule: messenger RNA, 9227 nt
Organism: Heteronotia binoei (common prickly gecko)
Lineage: Eukaryota; Metazoa; Chordata; Lepidosauria; Squamata; Gekkonidae
Gene: SETX
Product: senataxin
Exons: 25
Coding region: 206-8053 (2615 amino acids)
Biological process (GO): termination of RNA polymerase II transcription
Cellular component (GO): nuclear body
Molecular function (GO): helicase activity; transcription termination site sequence-specific DNA binding
Source: RefSeq, a predicted model, not a curated record